AUGCUACGUCACCGAAGGCACGAAUCUAUUAAGAUUAGAGUGAUGCAUCCAGCUGCCGGCCUACAAGGAGUUAAAGAAGUAACACUGCCGCAAGGUGACUCGAGAAGAAGAGUUUCGAGCGGAGGUCGUCGCAGACUUGAAGAAGCAGUACGCAGACGUCUUCAAGUGCGGACUGGAAAAAUGCACGAAGAGCAAAACAAAGCUAAUCUUGAAGGAGCAACCAGUUCCAGUCUUCAAGAAAAAGUGACCAGUUUCAUACCAUUAUAUUUCUGCCUCCAGUUCCAACCGCACAGGAACUGGAGGCAGAAAUCGAUCGGUUGGUUGCGGAAGGAUGAUUUCUGCAGUAGAACACUCAGAAUGGGCUGCGCCAGUAAUAGUCGUCAAGAAGAAAAACGGAAAGAUUUGUUUAUGUGCGGACUUCUCGACAGGACUAAACGAUGCAUUGCAGCUGCAUCAGCACCAGUUGCCCACUGCUGA
Molecule: messenger RNA, 477 nt
Organism: Strongylus vulgaris
Lineage: Eukaryota; Metazoa; Nematoda; Chromadorea; Rhabditida; Strongylidae
Source: the annotation of a GenBank genome assembly